Molecule: messenger RNA, 354 nt
Organism: Fraxinus pennsylvanica
Lineage: Eukaryota; Viridiplantae; Streptophyta; Magnoliopsida; Lamiales; Oleaceae
Source: the annotation of a GenBank genome assembly
AUGCAACCUGGUGAUCCCAUUGCCCACAACUGCAAGACUUUAAUUGAGCCCAGUCGACUCAUUAUACUCGCUGCUCAGCAAUUUAUUCAGACAUUCCUGGGAAAGGAUUUUGUAGCUCUUCAUUUCCGACGCCAUGGUUUCUUAAAGUUCUGCAAUUCCAAGAAACCAAAUGCUGGAGAAAGUGAAAUUAGUUUGUUGCAGUCAAGUAUGGUCAGGAAUGGUAAGACUGUACCAUUGAUUCAGAGGUCUGCUUGUAACUCAGCUGAAAAAUGGGAUGUUUUAUUGUACGGACACGGGCUUGAAGGGGAUGCUCAGAUGGGUUAUCGAACAAGAAACUCGGAUUGUUCUGGAUGA